UGUGGGGAGUGGUUAAUUUGUUGUUUGUCAAAAUUAGUAAACACUUGUUCGAUCUAUUGUUUUAUUUAAUUUUUACUCUAUUUUUUUCAAUUUUCUAAAUAAAAUUAACUUUUUAAAAUGAUGCAGCCAUGGAAAUUAGCUGUUAUAACUAUAAUAGCAAUUUAUUAUUGUACACAAGUUAAUUUUGUUGCGGGCUUGGAAUGUUAUGUUUGCUCCAAUCAGACGGGUAAUGUGGAAAAGUGUUUGAAUACGAUUAAAACUUGCGAGCCGGGUGAGGAUGUCUGUGGCACUGAAAUACGUUGGGGCAGUCAGCCAUAUUUCUCGCAAGGUGCCCUUAAACAGUAUUACGUUUCAAAACGUUGCAUGACCAAAUCCAUGUGUCAGGCAAAACGUAGACGUCAUAUGCCCUAUUGUACACACAUUUGGUAUGAAGAUUGGUCGUGUCAUGAAUGCUGUCAGGGCGAUAGAUGUAAUUAUUUUGUAAUUAGCGGUUCUACAAAAUUACACACUUCAUUUUUAACAUCAGUAGCUGUGAUAGCAUUAUCUAUGUUCAUGGCUAUAAAACUGCAAUAAUUUGAUACAGUUUUCAGCAAAUAAUCAUGUAAAUCUUAAGCCCUAACAAAUUCGAAUAGCAUUAUUAUUAUAAUAUUAUGCAUCUUAUUGAUUCUUUAAUAUUUAUGCAAUUUACUAAGAAUCUCUUUCUCAACAUUCCAUAUUGAUUUUUUUUACAUAUUAUUGCCUUUUAAAACAAUUAUUUUUAUAUGAAAUUAUAAUAUAAUGACAAAACAUUUUAACUACUUCACAAAAAAAAGUGACCUUACUGUAUAAAACGAAUGUAUUCUUUUGUAGGUAGUGUAAGUUUUUUAUUUUAAUUAACUUAAAUUGUUUAAUAUGUAUUUUACAAUCCGUCCAUUAUUAUUGUUUAUAUUUUUUAUACACAAUAAAAUAAAC
Messenger RNA from Lucilia sericata (common green bottle fly), 951 nucleotides. RefSeq lists its product as uncharacterized. NCBI's taxonomy places the organism in Eukaryota, Metazoa, Arthropoda, Insecta, Diptera, Calliphoridae. Bases 118 to 573 code for a protein of 151 amino acids. The record is from RefSeq and is a predicted model, not a curated record. The transcript has 3 exons.